Molecule: messenger RNA, 612 nt
Organism: Penicillium daleae
Lineage: Eukaryota; Fungi; Ascomycota; Eurotiomycetes; Eurotiales; Aspergillaceae
Exons: 1
Coding region: 1-612 (203 amino acids)
Source: RefSeq, a predicted model, not a curated record
AUGCUGGUAUGGCUGACGCGCUGCCUGCCCGGGUUUAGCAUCAUUGGCCUGGCAAUCCUGUUGCUGUGUGCUUUCUCCGAUAUUUGCAAGUCCUCCCUAUGGAAGAGCUUCUUACCCUCAAAUCCAGUUCAUCCUAGCAAACCCUCGCCACAAGAUGGGUUCUGGAGUGGGCUCAACCUGGCCCAGGCCAUUUUCAUCAUCUAUGCAGUGCUCAUCCACUGCCACAUGCUCGGCUUUACGCUGCGCCUGGGUUGGUCUAUCUUCAGCGCAACUACCAACGCAAAGCAGGCCUUUAACCGGCGCAUCUGGCGUAGCCCUAUCCAGUCACCCCAGAUGACUGGCGAGGAGCUGAGUGAGCAGCCUCUGUCCCCAAUCUCGCUCGCCUCCGAUUCGUCCAUCUCCAAAAAGUUUGACGAUGUCAAUAUAACCGUGAACGAGUUCCAGGAGGAGGAGCUGAUUCACGCGAUUAUUAUUCCCAAUUACUGUGAGGAUCUACACACUCUGGAGACCACCCUCAAGGUAUUGGCUAGCCACCCACGGGCCCAAAGACACUAUGAGGUAGGUUUUCCAUACCUUGGAGAUGAGCCGGGACAUGACCCGGGCAGUAUGUGA